Pediculus humanus corporis (human body louse) is the source of this 1521-nucleotide messenger RNA. RefSeq names its product Annexin-B11, putative. NCBI's taxonomy places the organism in Eukaryota, Metazoa, Arthropoda, Insecta, Psocodea, Pediculidae. Gene Ontology annotation, molecular function: calcium ion binding; calcium-dependent phospholipid binding. Bases 1 to 1521 code for a protein of 506 amino acids. The record is from RefSeq and is a predicted model, not a curated record. Gene Ontology annotation, cellular component: cytoplasm. The transcript has 8 exons.
AUGAGUCACAAUCCAUUUGUACCUGGACAUGGAAAUCAUCCUUAUCCACCCAGUUUGAGUUAUCCUUCUGCACCUCCUCCUCCUCCUUCAUCUGCUAAUACUAACUAUUACUCUCCUUUUAAUCAACAAAUAAACCCAUCUUAUCCUCCAUCAUCCGCACUUUCCUAUCCAAGUAAUGGUUCUCUUCCAUACCCAAUAAAUCCGAGCGCUUACCCUUCACUAUAUUCAUCUAACCCGCCAUACCCUACUAAUUCGUCAGCUCCAUAUCCUACUCAUUCAAGUGCUCCGUAUCCUGUGAAUGCGUCUGUUCCGUAUCCCACUCAGUCGGCAGCUCCUUAUCCUACUAAUUCAGCAGGUUCAUAUCCAACGAACUCUUCAGUUCCGUAUCCCCCUCAUUCGGGGGCUCCGUACCCUACUAAUUCAGCAGGUUCAUAUCCAACGAAUUCUUCGGUUCCAUAUCCCACUCAUUUGGGGGCUCCAUACCCACAUUCAUCGAAUAAUAACGCAAAUCCAAACAUUUAUCCGUCUCUUUCUAUUUCUUCACAAGUUUCUUCUUCUUUAAACUGUCCGCUUCCUACAAAUCCUACAAUCACUCCGGCUUCACCAUUUUACGCGAGACAAGAUGCUGAAAUUUUAAGGAAAGCAAUGAAAGGUUUUGGCACCGAUGAAGCCACAAUCAUAUCAAUUUUAGCAAACAGAACAAAUGCACAGAGACAAGAAAUUGCACUUCAAUUCAAAACGUUAUACGGAAAGGAUUUGAUAAAAGAUUUAAGGAGCGAAACAAGUGGAAAUUUCCGUGAACUUUUAGUCGCUCUCAUGACUCCCUUGCCGGAAUUUUAUGCAAAAGAACUUAAUCACGCUGUUGCCGGUGUUGGAACAACAGAAAGUACACUAAUUGAAAUUCUUUGCACGUUGAACAAUUCCGAAAUUUUAAUUGUUAAAUCAGCUUAUCAACACCUUUUUGGCAACAGUCUUGAAAAUGAUUUGGCAUCAGACACGUCUGGGCAUUUCAAAAGGUUGUUAAUUUCCCUGUGUCAAAGUGGGAGAGACGAAUCCGUACAUGUCGACAGGCAAAGCGCAAUGGAAGACGCCCGAGCACUUCUUGCUGCUGGGGAGUUAAAAUUCGGAACAGAUGAAUCAACAUUCAAUGCAAUAUUAGUGUCGAGAAGUUUUGCACAACUUAAAGCCAUAUUCGAAGAAUACGAACAAAUAACGAGUCACGCAUUUGAAAAAGCCAUCAAAAAUGAAUUUUCAGGCGACAUAGAAGAUGGUCUCAUGGCUUUGGUUAAAUGCGUUAGAAACAAAACGGAAUUUUUAGCAGAUUGUUUGCAUAAAAGUAUGGUAGGAUUCGGUACGAGAGACAGAGAUUUAAUCAGGUUAAUUGUAACAAGAAGUGAAAUUGAUUUGGGUGACAUUAAAAUUGCAUUUAAUAAUAAAUACGGUAAAAGUUUGGAAUCUUUCGUCAAGGGUGACACUUCGGGCGAUUAUAAAAAAUGCCUGUUGGCAAUUAUGGAACAAUAA